Molecule: messenger RNA, 2195 nt
Organism: Notolabrus celidotus (New Zealand spotty)
Lineage: Eukaryota; Metazoa; Chordata; Actinopteri; Labriformes; Labridae
Product: cAMP-regulated D2 protein
Exons: 9
Coding region: 357-2195 (612 amino acids)
Molecular function (GO): cholinesterase activity
Source: RefSeq, a predicted model, not a curated record
GAGAUUAAUACAACAAAAUUUUUAAAUUAAAAUUGUGCUUGUAUAGACAACAUAUUUAAACCUAAAGAGGGCUUUUUUAUAGAGGAAAAGAAUAUCAACUUCUACUCGCGUUUUUUUUUUGGUGAAAUAAAUUUCCCAAAGUUGGUGACGACCCUUCUGUGUAACCAUUUUUGCAUAAUAUAACUUUUGGCUUAUAACCUGGAGAUUGUGAGUGACUGUGAACCCUUCAUGUAAAACUACACCUGUGUGUACAUCCUCUCAUUAGACGCAGUGGUUUUGAGGGGAGUUGAUUCAGCUUCAGAAGCAAAAACAAGUAAAAAGCAGCAGAGCGAAACAACAGAGUGUUCUGGCACAGUAUGGAGAGCUGGCUGUGUUUGCUGCUGCUGUGCACACUAAGUUUAAUGCUUGCCUCUGGAGACGAGACGAAAAAUGAUGAUGAUGACAUCGACCUUGUCAGCUUUCUGAGAAGUAUCUACUCCGGGCUGCUGGUGAGAGACAAGCCGUUUAUCAUCAACAGAGACUUCGAGAUAAACUCCCUCAAGGAGCUGGGACGCCCUGCAGACCUCUCAAUCACGGAACAAACCAAGGAUAAACCUGUCAGCUGGGAUACAAAUGCAGCUCCUGGACCUGUGGUGGUAACCAAGAAUGGCCAAAUGAAGGGGGUGACAGCGGAUAAGGCACAUAUAUUCUCUGGGGUACCGUAUGCAGACCCUCCUGUAGGGGCUUACCGCUGGAAGCCCCCCAGACCUGUGAGUCCUUGGUCCGGGGUUUAUGAUGCCUCUUCUCCCAGAGCAGCAUGCAUGCAGGCCUGCAGUGGACCCAUCACAGAAGAGUGUCCACGAGUGGUGAGUGAGGACUGUCUCUACCUGAACAUCUUUGUCCCAUUGGACGUGGACUUCACCUCCCCCCUGAGGAGCACGCUGCCCGUCAUGGUGUGGAUCCAUGGAGGGGAUUUCAUCGCUGGCUCUGCCUCCAAGCCUCUGUAUGAUGGACGCUUCAUCAGUAACUUCACACACUGUGUUGUUGUUAGCCUGGAGUACCGUCUAGGUGCCUUUGGGUUCCUUGUUUCCGGAAAACAGCCUCACACCUCAGCCCUAGGAAAUUAUGGGAUCUUGGACCAGCAGACGGCUCUUCUUUGGGUGCAACAAAACAUUGCAGUGUUUGGAGGUGAUCCAGGCAAGGUGACAAUAUUUGGGGAGAGUGCUGGUGCUCAGUCAGUGAGUCUUCACCUAAUGAUCCAGAGCAGCAAACCUCUGUUCAAACAGGCGGUGCUGCAGAGCCUGCCCUUCUCCAUCCCUCUCAAGACGAGACACGAUGCCCUGAAGCUGGGGAAGGACUUUGCCAAACAGACCAACUGCUCCGUGAGCGACGUCGUCUGCCUGCUGUCUCUCUCUCCACAGGCUGUCCUGGACGCCCAGAUGAAAACAAGUUCCAAGAUUGUGAAUCCGUUCAGGUUCCUGGAGGUUUUUGAGACAUGGGGUCCGCACAUCGAUGGAGAGCUCAUAAAGGAGCAAGCUGUCACCGCUUUCCUGAAGGGCCACUGGCAGAAAGAGAAGCAAGUGCUGCUGGGUACCACUUCAGAGGAGGGGGUGAUCUUUGUGUAUGGAGUCUUCAACAAGCCAGUGUCUGCAAUAGAGAGCACAGUGUACAUCACAGCCAUCUUUAAACAGCACGCUCUGCGGAUCCUGCACAAAUACUUGCCUCUUUACAGAGACGCUGACCGCAGGGGCAUGCUCGCUCAGAUCGUCACAGACUACGUCUUCCUGUGUCCAUCCAGGAGGUCGGCGCGCGCAGGAACAGCAGCGGGCAGCGAGGUGUGGAUGUAUGUGUUCGACCACGUGGCGUCAGACCACCGCGUGUGGUCCGGUCUGACCUUCUGCUACCAGCACGUCUGCCACGGAGCAGAGCUGCCUUUUCUCUUCAACUCUGCCUCGGUGGCAAACUUCACCCUGUCACCUCCUGAGAAGCUGAUGUCCAAUCGGAUGCUGUGUUACUGGGGCGCCUUCGCACACACUGGUGAUCCGUCUUCUCGGGCCCAACAGACAACUUUCUGUCGGGAGCAGCGUCUUCCUGUUUGGCCGCGUUACUCUGACACAAGCGGCUGGCUGAUGAUGAACUUUACUGUUCGGUCACAUGCACAAGUGGGAACCAGGAACCACGUGUGUGACUUCUGGGACAAGCUGGGGAUAUACUAG